AGGGCAGACAUGUCCAGGAUCAUCUUUAUAGGCAGCUUCUUUUUUGCGACUACAUUCCUUGUUGACCUAUUAUACAAAAACUAUUUCACGAAUACAACAACAACAACAACAACAACUGUCAAAGUCCUGUCAAGGGAAAAAAGUUUUCGCUCUCUCAUUAGUACUACGGAGUGGCCGAAUGUCAUGUUGAUAAUUGCCUACUUCGAAUUUUCAGUUUCGCCGUUCUCGGCUGAUUUCUUGGCUUGGAAUACCCCAGCAAUUAAAAUGGGCAGGCAGUAUGGGAAACGAGGCUCAACUAGAACAACAACGUCAUGA
This is a messenger RNA of Bipolaris maydis ATCC 48331, 315 nucleotides long. RefSeq lists its product as uncharacterized. The record is from RefSeq and is a predicted model, not a curated record. Lineage: Eukaryota; Fungi; Ascomycota; Dothideomycetes; Pleosporales; Pleosporaceae.